Molecule: messenger RNA, 2072 nt
Organism: Branchiostoma belcheri (Belcher's lancelet)
Lineage: Eukaryota; Metazoa; Chordata; Leptocardii; Amphioxiformes; Branchiostomatidae
Exons: 1
Coding region: 16-1872 (618 amino acids)
Molecular function (GO): [protein-PII] uridylyltransferase activity
Source: RefSeq, a predicted model, not a curated record
AUCUGCAGUGCCAACAUGGCCACGAUUCCCUGUGCGAAGCAUAGUUUUCAUUCAUCAAAAUAUAUUUCUGCAGUUGCCCCAGGUGAUAGAGCAUUACACGCAGGUGACUUUGAUAAAGCAGAACGGAUAUUUGCACAGGCCUUGAAGGCAGCAAUCCGUCAUAAUAAUGUUUGUUUGCAAGGCCUCUGUCUGCAAAGUAUGGGGGAUGUCUACCUGCGAAGGGCAGUCAAACGGGCCCCAAACAGAAGACGUCACUUCACCAAGGCAGCAGCGCUGUACAACGCAGCACUGACCUGGGCACCAGGAGAUGACCACUGGAGAGAUGUCAUGGUUCACAGAAUCAAGUAUGUCGAGAAAUGUUUCCUUUCUUGGGUGCGGGGCCAACGGUGUCAGGUUUCACUUCCUUAUAGUAAUGACCUUCGCCAUAGAGCUCGGCUCAAAAAGAUUCGAGACGAGUGCAAAGUGCUGUUGGGUUGUGCUGAGAAGAUUUGUGAUUUCGAAGGUGACCCCAUGGAAUCCAGUGAGGUCAAAGACAAAGAAGCAAACUGGGUGGCAGCCGUGCGCUCUUUGUUCCAUGCCACAGCAGGAAGAAUGAAAGACUUUGUAAGGGAACUGUUAGCAGAAUGCAGGGAGACCUUGGGGCAGCCACCCUGUAAGUACGCCAUCAUAGGCUUGGGGUCCAUGGCUAGGGAAGAAAUGACACCGUAUUCUGAUUUCGAAUUUGCAAUACUGCUUGAAGAAGACAAAGCAACAGAGCAGCAUAAAAUGUAUUUCCGUAACCUAACAUCACUGCUUCAUCUGAAAGUGAUCAAUCUCGGUGAAACAAUCCUCCCUUCAAUGGCAAUCAGGUCACUGAACAACUACUACUCAAGCGAGGUAGAAGAUAACUGGCUCUAUGACUGGAAAACGCCCAGAGGGUUUGCUUUCGACGGGGCCAUGCCUUCUGCAAGCAAAACGCCUUUGGGAAGAGAGACGGUCGACGGAAAGGCUUCUGUAGAACUCAUCAUGACUCCGUCAGAGAUGGCCUCUAUUCAAGAGAAGCAAGCCUUGGCUGAUGAGGAUGACCACUUGUCUGAUAUCCUCUCCACUGUCACGUGGGUAGACGGAGACAAGAGCCUGGUGGACAAAUAUCAAGAAAGAAUUCACGUCACUACAUCAAACUCGGCUGCGAUUCAUAAGGCAUUGUCUGCCCUCUUUGAAGAUGCUAAGAAGUAUCAAGAGGACAUAAUUUCUCUCUCAAGGCCUGGCUUCCAAUACGAUGUGAAGAAAGAGAUUUACCGCUUCCCAACUUUGACAAUCAACAAUCUCGGACUCUGCUUCGUAUCGAAGAGAAACACUCCCUGGGAUGUCAUUGACGCGCUGAGAGACAAUGAGUGUGUCUCAGAGACGGGGGCACACAACUUGAGAGUAGCAAUCAGCGUAGCCACCUUCUUACGGCUGCAGACAUAUCUGGCACAUGGUAGGCAAAAGGAAGGAAUAACUACCCUCCUCAUUCUACAACAAAGUGAGCGGAAAAGCGAAGAGAAAGACCUCCCGCAGAAACUGCCAAUUUCUUCUCUAUUGAUGCGUUUCUACCAGACCAACAUACCUUUGCAGAUGUAUCUUUUUGUAUUAGCAGCCUUGACCUCGAGCAUUCCUUCUAUUAUUGGAGAAAUACAAUCAAAGCUUAUCCAACAGUUUCUUUUAGAACAUCAAAGUUCGGUGGAAAGAACUACACACGAGGGAUCAAUGACGGUCUGUCCACCUUUACUGUUAGAAAAUGUGGUGUCACUUCUAAAAAAUAUUGAACCUCCAUAUAAGCCAUCAGCAUUUUCACAAAUACAGCCAGGUCUUGAUUCAGCCAACGGUAAUGGGGACCAAACUUCAGAAUGACCACAAUUAAACUUGCACAGUGAGGAAGCAUUUUGUCCUACAAGUCAGGCCGAAGAAGUGGAGACGCUAUUAUUACACGGACAGCACAUUUUGAGGCUGUUAACACUAUUCCAGCACGGGCUUCCUGGAGACGUCUGUGAACUUCAGGGUAAAGAACAGGACUUCUACUGUAACAGUGACUUGCUGAGGGGACUGAUUCA